Molecule: messenger RNA, 639 nt
Organism: Trichechus manatus latirostris (Florida manatee)
Lineage: Eukaryota; Metazoa; Chordata; Mammalia; Sirenia; Trichechidae
Gene: MORN2
Product: MORN repeat containing 2
Exons: 5
Coding region: 202-441 (79 amino acids)
Source: RefSeq, a predicted model, not a curated record
GGAUUGCGAAGUCCCGAAAGUCUCUCCACCAUCCCUCUGUCAACCUCAGAAGUAUAUAAGAUAAGCUUUAUAUUUCCAAAUGGAGACAAGUAUGAUGGUGACUGUACAAGAACACCUUCUGGAAUCUUUGAGAGAAAUGGAAUAGGGAUUCAUACCACCCCUGAUGGGAUUAUUUACAAAGGAAGCUGGAAAGAUGACAAGAUGAAUGGCUUUGGAAGACUUGAACAUUUUUCAGGAGCAGUAUAUGAAGGACAUUUUAAGGAUAAUAUGUUUCAUGGAUUGGGGACUUAUACAUUCCCAAGUGGGGCAAAGUACACUGGAAAUUUCAAUGAAAAUAGGGUGGAAGGUGAAGGAGAAUAUACUGAUACCCAAGGACUAGAAUGGUGUGGUAACUUUCAUUUCACAGCUGCUCCAGGCCUGAAAUUAAAGCUACUCAUGUAGAUAGAUGUUCUGCACUGAAGUUUUAAUGUGGUGGUUGAAGCUUUUAGUUGUAAGGAAAGCAACUAAAUCUGUCAUCUGAAAUGACUUCAUAUGCUAUAUCUAUAUUACAAACUUGCCAAUAAAACCAUUACUCACUUAUGCCUUUUUUCAACUUUGUUUUCAUCGUUAUAAUUGGUUUAAAAUACAUUAUGUCAUUCA